GGGUCACGUGAUGUUGCAUUAGCUCGCUGACUCUGCUAUGUUUGUCGUUUGUGCUAACGUUUUGGAAAUGCCAACUUUUUCGCUUUUGUGGGUUGAUUACGGCGGAGGGACGCCCCGCGGCUGCUCGGAGACCCGUUUUCACCGACACCGUCCGAGGAGUUUGACUGCGAAAACGGGCCUUCGCGUCACGUGACCAGCAUGCGGCUGAGCGUUUGAUAAAAAAAGAUGGCGUGAGCUCGGCAGAGCGAAGAGGACAACAAACUGCCGCCGACCAGGAGCCGAGAGUGGCCGUUGAACUGUCAAAUGGAUCCUGGACAGGAUUUACUCCUCGCCGCCCUGAGUGAGAGUGGCAUUUGCCCAAAUGAUAUUGGCCUAUUUGAUGUUGAUUCUCAGGAUGUUGCACAGCCCUCUACAACCCAGCAAUCUAUCUCCAUCAGUGCCCUGGAUGUCGGUGUGGGGACAGAGUCAGUGGAAGUCGUUCGACCUGAGCCUCCAGCUCCAGUCCCUAUCGUUACUAUCAGGCACAAACCUCAGCCAUCAACCACCACGUUUGUCUUAAAUCAGCUGAAUCAGUUGCCGUCACUUGGAGCUGCUGUGACCAAACAAUCAGUAACGAACCCGAUCAAACACACCAUAACUGUCACCAAAGUGGUCCAUGUUGCUAAUUCAGCCCUGCGAGGAUCUUCGACACCCUCCUCCACAAGUAUUCCUCCUUCAGUGUCCACAGUAGUGCCUUCUAACAGAGAUCAGCAGAUUCAGUUGAAAGACCUCCUUCGGACCAGCAAUGUGAAGACGACUGGUUUGAAGGGCAACAGUCUGAUGGAGCUCAUGAAGCUAAAGCCUCCACCUAACAUCGCACCACCAGUAGCAACAGCAACAGCCACAGGUGAAAUAAACAAUGGGAUCAAGAAGGAAGUUUUGGGCAAAGAUGCCGCCAGAAAUUGGAUUAAUGACGACAUUAAAGUGCAAACCUUCUCACAUUCUCUGAAAAUCCCAGGGAUGAAGGAGGAGGAUGAGCCUGAGGAGGAAGAGGAGGAGGAGUUGGGUCAUGCAGAGACUUAUGCAGAGUACAUGCCAAUGAAAUUAAAGAUUGGCCUGCGGCAUCCUGAUCCUGUGGUGGAGACCAGUUCCCUGUCCAGUGUCAACCCUCCUGAUGUGUGGUACAGACUGUCCAUCCCAGAAGAAGUCAUUGAUAAUGGCUGCCUGUCUGCUCUGCAGCUGGAGGCCAUAACAUACGCAGCUCAGCAACAUGAGACAUUCCUCCCCAGCGGUGAUCGAGCUGCCUAUUUGAUUGGAGAUGGAGCUGGUGUGGGGAAAGGCCGGACCAUCGCAGGGAUCAUCUAUGAGAAUUAUCUUUUAGGCAGGAAGAGAUCACUUUGGUUUAGUGUCUCAAACGACUUGAAGUAUGAUGCUGAGAGGGAUCUACGGGACAUAGGAGCUAAAAACAUCCAGGUUCACUCACUGAAUAAAUUCAAAUAUGGGAAAAUCUCCUCAAAACACAAUGGGAGUGUGAAGAAAGGUGUGAUAUUUGCCACCUACUCGUCCUUGAUAGGAGAGAGCCAAUCAGGAGGGAAGUACAAGACCAGAUUUCAGCAGCUUCUCCACUGGUGUGGGGAGGACUUCGAUGGCGUUAUUGUGUAUGACGAGUGUCACAAAGCCAAAAAUGUUUGUCCGAUUGGAUCGUCCAAACCUACAAAAACUGGGCUCGCAGUGUUGGAGCUGCAGAACAAACUCCCCAAUGCUCGGGUUGUGUAUGCAAGUGCUACAGGUGCCUCUGAACCACGAAAUAUGGCCUAUAUGAAUCGUCUGGGCAUCUGGGGGCAUAAAACACCCUUCAGAGAAUUUGGCAACUUUAUCCAAGCUGUUGAGCGCAGAGGUGUUGGCGCCAUGGAGAUCGUAGCUAUGGACAUGAAGCUGAGAGGGAUGUACAUUGCGAGGCAGUUGAGUUUUACAGGUGUAACUUUUAAGAUUGAGGAGGUUCCCCUGACUCCGCAAUAUAUCAACAUGUACAACAAAUCUGUGAGGCUGUGGGUGGAGGCACGUGAGAAGUUCCAGCAGGCAGCAAACCUGAUGGAUGCUGAGCAGCGCAUGAAGAAGUCCAUGUGGGGACAGUUCUGGUCUGCUCACCAGAGGUUCUUCAAAUACCUCUGCAUCGCCUCCAAAGUCCGCAGAGUGGUGCAGCUGGCCAGAGAGGAGGUGCAAAACGGAAAGUGCGUGGUGAUCGGUCUUCAGUCCACCGGAGAAGCCAGAACGCUCGAGGCCUUGGAGGAAGGAGGAGGAGAGCUCAACGACUUUGUGUCAACUGCAAAAGGUGUGCUGCAGUCCCUGAUCGAGAAGCACUUUCCAGCUCCUGACAGACAGAAACUUUACAGCCUGUUGGGUAUUGACCUCUCAGCUAAGAAGACCCCCUCUCCCAGUGAAACCACAGCAAAACCAGAACCCAAGGGCAAGAAAAGAAAAGGGUCAGAGGUCAAAAAGCAGCCGAAAAAGAAGCCUCGCCAGCACGGUGGACUGUCUGGUACCAGCUCGGAGGAGAGUGAUUCGGAGGAAUCGGACAAAGAGUCCGGUAAAGAAAGUGACGACAGCUUCAAAUCUGUCAGCUCAGGGGACGAAGACGACGAUUUCAACCCAUUCAGAGACGAGUCUGAUGACGACGAUGAAGAUGAUCCAUGGCUCAUCAGAAAGGAACCAAAGAAAGGGAAAGAGAAGAAGAAGAAAAAAAAGAGGAGGAAGAGCAUCGAUCCAGACUCCAUUCAAAGUGCCUUGUUAGCCUCUGGGCUGGGCUCCACCAGGCCCGCUUUCACUGCCCCUGUCAUCCCCCCCAGCACACCUGCCAUAGUCAAGGCAGAGAGUCAGGAUAGCUGCCUCACAAGUCAGGAUGCAGUGGAACACGCCCAGCAUAUGAAGAAAGGAUUGCUGGAAAGACUGGAAGAUCUAGCCGAGGAUCUACCUCCCAACACUCUGGACGAGCUCAUAGAUGAACUGGGAGGACCCGAAAACGUAGCUGAGAUGACGGGACGCAAAGGUCGUGUGGUCAGUAACGACGAUGGCAGCAUCACGUAUGAAUCUCGCUCUGAGCUGGACGUCCCCGUGGAAAUCCUCAAUCUGACAGAGAAGCAGAGGUUCAUGGACGGAGAGAAGAACAUCGCCAUCAUUUCUGAAGCUGCCAGCUCAGGUAUAUCCCUGCAGGCCGAUCGUCGAGUGAAGAACAAGCGGCGGAGAGUCCACAUGACACUAGAGUUACCGUGGAGUGCAGACAGAGCGAUACAGCAGUUCGGGAGAACUCACAGGUCAAACCAGGUCACAGCUCCAGAAUAUGUCUUCCUCAUAUCAGAGCUUGCAGGAGAGCAGAGAUUCGCAUCCAUCGUUGCCAAAAGACUAGAGAGCCUGGGUGCUCUCACUCACGGAGACAGAAGAGCGACAGAAACCAGAGAUCUCAGCAGGUUUAACUUUGACAACAAAUACGGCAGAAACGCUCUGGAAAUUGUGAUGAAGUCGAUCGUAAAGCUGGAUGCUCCAUUAGUGUCUCCACCCUCCAACUUUAAAGGAGAUUUCUUCAAAGAAAUUCAGAGUGGAUUGAUAGGCGUGGGCCUCAUAAAUGUGGAGGACAGAUCUGGUGCAAUGUCACUGGACAAAGAUUACAACAACAUGGGGAAGUUCCUGAACCGUAUUUUGGGCAUGGAGGUCCAGCAGCAGAACGCCUUGUUCCAGUACUUCUCUGACACUCUGGCAGCAGUUAUUCAGGAAGCCAAGAAGAACGGCAGAUACGACAUGGGCAUUCUUGAUCUGGGCUCUGGUGAUGAGAAGGUGAAGAAGGUGGACUGCAGGAAAUUCUUAACACCGGGCUACACCACGUCAGGACAUGUGGAACUCUUCACCGUGAGUGUGGAGCGAGGGAUGUCAUGGGAGGAAGCAACGCAUGCUUGGGCAGAUCAGAAUGGACCAGAUGAUGGUUUUUAUGUUCAGAUGAGGAACAACAAGAAAACAGCCAUCCUGGUGAAAGAGGUGAACACCAAGAAGAGGCUGUUCCUGGUUUACAGGCCGAACACUGGCCGACAGCUCAAACUGGAGACGUACGCAGACAUCAAGAAGAAGUUUAAGAAGGUUUUGUCAGAAGAUGCCAAGCAGCACUGGACCGACCAGCACAAGUUGUCAGCAAAGAUCUGCUCUCAUGCAUAUUGGAGAGGGAACUGUAAGAAAGCAGCGGUGGGUCUUCAGUGUGAAAUUGGUCUCCGGUGUCGGACGUACUACGUCCUGUGUGGCUCGGUGCUCAGCGUGUGGAACGAGCUGGAGGAAGUGCUCACCCCGGUCAGUGGAACCAAUGUCAAGGUGCAGAUUGUCCGCCUCAGAACAGAAGAUGGACAGAGGAUAGUUGGACUGAUCAUUCCAGCAAACUGUGUGUCUCCAUUAUGUAACAAGCUCUCCACGUCGGACCAGUGCCAACAGCUCGCUGUGCAGGAGCUGCAGAAACGGCAGCAGCUCCACCCCCAAAGUCUCAGUCAUGUGCCCAACACAUAGUUCGGGGCGGCCCACAUUAAAGCCCAUCUCCACCCCUCGAGUUCACAUCCCAGUUCUAAAGGGAUCUGACCGGUCAGUCCCUGUCUCUGCAAGGCAGGCUCCAGGACCGCUGUCCCUUGUCCUGCGCCCUCACGCCCCCCACCCCCAUUGUCUCUGAGGGUCGGAGCUGUGAUGAUUCUCAGAUGUAAAGCAGUGGUUGUACAGAGAAAAGAUUUCAGGGUCUUUCUUUUUUCUUUUUUUUAAUCUCCAGAGACUUGUUUUCACCUAGAGAGAUUUUGACGGGUGAUGUUUUGUCCUCUGACAUUCAGAGUGAAAAGAUUUGUGAUAUAUUGAUCGAGGCAGAGUAGAAACCUAGAGGGCACGUUCACCUGUGGCUGUCGAGUUAUCCACUCCUCACACAUGCUUUAAGUUGUUCAGUCCAGACUACCUGGUGUGAGGUGAAGACUUUAUCUUGGUUCAGACCAAAGGUGGAUGAGACAAAGAGCACCACGUCUUUGAAAGGCACUUAAUGCUAAACUACAAUCCCAUAUUAGUUAUCAUCACUCCUCAGACAAUAUUCAGCACGGUGACAGAGCAGGAAUUAGUUGUUUCAAGUAUAAAAAGUGAUGCAGAACAUUAUUUAUGUGCUGAUUUUCUGAUGAUCACAGGCCAGAGUCCAGUUGUGACGUAAUCACAGACCAGUUUGUUCUGUCUUUGUUUUGCACAUUAGUCUCAAAUUGAUCAAUCUAUCUUUGUUCCUCUUUGUCCACAUCGUAAGUAAAAUGAUAGGUUCACAGUUUUUUCAAGUCUUAAAACUGAGAACAGCCGUGCAUGAAAUUAUUGUUUUCAAUGGUGUUGUCUCAACAUCACAAGUUAUUUUGUUCUCGGUGAGAAAGCUCGUUAAGCUUGAAAGCUUGAUAAUUUAUCACAAUAAAACAACUUGCCCUCUUGAUCACAGGAUAAUUGAACAGCGGGCAAGUGAGCCUUUGUUUGCGUUUAAUAAUCCUGUGAUCUUGAACACCAAAGUAGUUUUCUCGUGAUGAUUUAUCUCACUAUCUGGAGAUAAUUAUUGGCAAAAAAUGAACCUGUUAUCACGAGAUAAUGAAAUAAUUCACAUGUGAUCUUAACAUAACAGUGUUAAAACACUACUUGCAAGCAUUAAUGUUUUCGGCUUUCCGUCACAUUAACAUUGGAACAAGAUCCGAGCUUUAAUCAUUCCUCCUUUUUAUACCGGAUGGUAAGAGAUCGUUCCUAAUGCGCUGUCAGAGUAGGUGAUGAGGACAAAAUCUGCAGCCCUCUUUUGUGCAAAAUAUUUUCAAAGUUUAUCUGAAAUGAAUACGAGACUUCUUGGCACAAAUUUCCCUCUUUAUGUUGUUUAGCUGCAGCGGACAGACGGUAACAGAGAGGGGCUUUGGACAGGAAGAUGCCCACUAUAUUUAUCAAACCACGACUCCUGAAGCUUCAUAUUAACUUCAGAUAAACUUUUGAAUAUGUUUUUGUACAAAAAGAGAUCUGUGGAAGCAGUUCCACGGCCUCCAGAGCUGCAUAGAGCAGGAGUAGAAGCUCACCGUAGUCCGACAGGGGCAGGUGACCCAGAUCAAAAUGUUAGAGAUUGUCGUCAACAUUGCGGAAGUCAGAUAUGGUGGCCUCCUCCCUGCUAACAGCAUCCAGAUUCAGGCAAACAAUCAAGAUUGAUGAGAGCUCAUGUAAAGAAGAGAGUUGACAAAGGUGUCACAUCGAAGUCAGGUAGUCACGUCAUAGGUAGGUGUGACUCUGUGACUGAAGUCAUCUCCACGCUGUAAAGAAGCAGAAGUCCUCAGGAGAUCUUUUGACAGCUGGUUAGAACAGGAGGAAUGAUUAAAGCAACCAGUGCACCUGACUAUUGUUUUAAAACUGACUCUUAAAGUAGUGAACCUGUAACAGCCGACAGUUAUUCAAAUGUGCCUUUGCUUCCACAGUCAGGCACCUUUACAAAGCACCAACAGGAGUUACUGGUGAAAGAUUUUAGUGUCAGCUGGUCUGGUGAUUUCUAUUUAUAGUGCAUGAAAGUGAGAAAAUAUUUCCCAAAGAUAACAUAGAAACAGUAGUUUUAUUCAGGAGUGAGUCGAGGUUGUGUCAUCAGGAAACAGGCUUUAUUUUCAGACUGGAGUCGACACAGUGUACUUGGCGUUUAUAACCAGUGUUCAGACUAUUAUUAAAUGGUUUAUAGCACACUGUAAUGUAGUUAUGAACAGAUACAAGGAUAUUUUCAACUAUUAAAACCUCCUGUGAAGACAUGUUUUAUAUUAUUACUCCCAGUUGUGUAGUUAAAACAGCAGCCUCCAGUUUUGGGUGCCCACAGGAGGAGUUAUAGCUGUUGAUGCACGGCUACGUUUAUAGUGUGUUACAGCCAUUUAUUAAAUGUUUCUACUUCUGAAUGCUGCUUAUAAAUGCUAAAUAUGGGUUGCAGGAAGGGUUACUGCUAUUUCAGUUGAGCAGUCGUGUUCACGUUUGAAGAACUCUUUCUUUUCACCCGCCUACGAAAAUACUUUUUCUUCUGUAGUUUGUAUCGCAGGUUGUAUAUACGGAAGCCUAGAACGACCGUGCUUGCUUUUAUUUAUUUUUUUUAGUGCUGUUAUCUUGAGAUUACGGGUUAAAUGUAUGUUAAUGCUUGAGGAAACAGGAGGCUGAUUUCUCAGAAUACUGAAUCACAAGAAAACGACUUGCUUCCUUUGAUAUUGGGCGAUAAUAAUACGGAUGACGGCUCGCAUCAACACACUCUCACUCCGUCACAUAUCAACGUUUGGUCAAGUACCCUGCGUGAGUUGGUUGUCCGCCUGCCCCAGUCAGACUUUGACUGCCUUAACUUUGGUCUUUGUCCCGCCGCAUUUUACCCCAUGACGCCGCCGGGCGCUGUUAAAAUAUAACAGCAACUGGCCGCAUAUCAUGCCGACGUUAAAGGACGCCUUCUGUUUUUUGUUGGUUUCUGACGCUGCACGUCACUGCCCAGGCGCCAGAUUAACUACUUCAGAGUGAGAUACAACUUGCUGUAUAAUUAAUUUACGAUCUUGAGGAAACAAGUCAUUUUCUUGUGAUUUAAUUAUCUUGAGAAAUCAGCUUUUGUUUUCUCAAGAAUCAGCAUGAAUUAACCUGAGAACACAAGCUUGGUUAUCUUCAAUCAAACUAAAUAAUCAACUCGUUAUUUUGAAAUAACUGCAUUAAAAAACAGAUGCAAGCACGGCCUGUCUCAGCCUCCAUAUGCACCACCUUUGGUCUUUACCUCGUCUUUGUCUCUAGGGUGAUGUCAGCGGUACCUGUCUGGACUAACUCUCAUUCAAAGGACAAUAAAUACAUUAACAGCAACAAUAAUACAAGCAGCCAAGGACGUGUGAGAAAUGUGAAAUCCUUGACAAAGACCAUCACGUUUUGAUUUUUCUGACAGUCUCCAGCACUGUGCUUUGCUCAUGUCUUUUUAUUUUGUUGCCUUUUUUUUAAAUGGACUUCUGCUCAGGGGUUAAACUCAUACAAAGACCCUCUUUGGAAAAAAAACAGAAAACAAAGAAAAUGUUCAGAGUUUUACAAAGUAUCUGAAAUGCAUGACCAUAACUCAAAAUGCUCCUUGGACACCUCUACUUCAGUCAUGUUCCUCUGUGGCUCCGUGGUUAGCUGUGUUCACAGCUCGUAUCUUCACAGUUCAUGUUUAAAAACACGUCUCUCUGAUUCCUCUGCUGUCUUGAGCCGAGUCGUGAUUAAAAUGGACGACUGCUUUCUGUUGAAUAGUGUACCUCCUCUGUUGUCCUAUAUUGCAUUAUAUUAGAUCUGCACUGGAAGGGACAGACCAAAGUCUGGAUACACAAGCUGUCCUCAUAGCUGAAGAUAAUUAUAAAGAUAGGAUGUGUUUUCUAUCGCAGUUUGCUCAGACACAUCGGUAACCUGUGGAUUAGUUAAUGUUAUUGACUGUGUAUUCUCUUCUGUUCUUGAUUGAUGCAUUUAAAAGCGAGCAAGAUAGGAAGGAAGGAGUCUUUGUAUCAUACCAAUGUGCAUUUUGUACACUUUGUAAAAGGGUUAAAUUCAGUUGGACAGAGGUGGGAGAGGCGUCACUGCAAAGCUCCGCUCUCUGAUUGGAGGUCCAACUUGAAUGUCCACCAUAUAUAAGCCAACAACUCCUGUUUUUAUUUCGUCUUUUCAGAUGUAUUAUAUACACGGGACGCUGACUCGGUAACAUUCUUUUCGAAUGCUGUCACGGCAGAUCGGCUCCUCUGAAGUUCAAACACUUGAAGGACUCUCGUUUUGUUUUUCCUUUCAUCCUUGCACGAGUUGCACUACUGACAGAGUUGUACAAAAAUUCAACAUGACCUGUACAUGAAUGAGUGUGAUGCUCAAUAAAGCUUGGUAUACUUCUACC
Epinephelus lanceolatus (giant grouper) is the source of this 8881-nucleotide messenger RNA. RefSeq names its product strawberry notch homolog 1 (Drosophila) (gene sbno1). Gene Ontology annotation, biological process: regulation of DNA-templated transcription. Gene Ontology annotation, cellular component: nucleus. Lineage: Eukaryota; Metazoa; Chordata; Actinopteri; Perciformes; Serranidae. Gene Ontology annotation, molecular function: chromatin DNA binding; histone binding. The record is from RefSeq and is a predicted model, not a curated record.